This is a messenger RNA of Spinacia oleracea (spinach), 525 nucleotides long. Its product is annotated as serpin-ZXA-like. Gene Ontology annotation, molecular function: serine-type endopeptidase inhibitor activity. The transcript has a single exon. The record is from RefSeq and is a predicted model, not a curated record. Lineage: Eukaryota; Viridiplantae; Streptophyta; Magnoliopsida; Caryophyllales; Amaranthaceae. The coding region runs from base 1 to 525 and encodes 174 amino acids.
AUGCCCUUCAAACCUGGGGAUGAUUGGAGUAUUCGGAGAUUAAUUUCAAUGUAUAUCUUCCUCCCAGAUGAGAAAGAUGGACUGCUGAAUCUAAUGAAGAAUGUUAAAAUGGAACAGAGCUUGUUCAAAGAGCAAAUCAAGCUCAAUUAUGAGAAAAUUCGACUACUUUCAAUCCCGAAAUUCAAGUUUGAAUGUGAUGAAAUGAAGCUUAAACAACAUAUGGAAAAGUUGGGAUUAACAAUUCCAUUUGACAGCAGAUUUUGUAAGGAUUUUACAGGAAUUAUUCAACCUGAUGAUGAGGUGGUCUAUGUUAGUGAUAUUUUACAGAAGAGUUUUGUGGAAAUUGAUGAAGACGGGACCAAAGCCGCGGCUGUUACUUGGGAUGAAGUGGACAGUGGCUACGGUGGAAGCAAGAGACGUAAAAGAGGUCAUGAUUUUGUGGCUGAUCAUCCUUUUAUGUUCAUGAUUCAUGAAGAGUUUACUGAUUCUAUUCUUUUUGUUGGUACAGUGAUUAAUCCUCUUUAG